Molecule: messenger RNA, 2609 nt
Organism: Calliphora vicina (urban bluebottle blowfly)
Lineage: Eukaryota; Metazoa; Arthropoda; Insecta; Diptera; Calliphoridae
Gene: Pect
Product: phosphoethanolamine cytidylyltransferase
Exons: 7
Coding region: 504-1712 (402 amino acids)
Biological process (GO): phosphatidylethanolamine biosynthetic process
Cellular component (GO): cytoplasm
Molecular function (GO): ethanolamine-phosphate cytidylyltransferase activity
Source: RefSeq, a predicted model, not a curated record
UAAAUAAAACUAUUGUUAUUAAUCAUUUAUUAAAACAAAUUUCACAAAACGCUUGAAGCGAGCGCACGCGUUUUUCUCUUGGUGUUAAACAAGAAAGAAAAUAAUACAGAAAACGGCAAAGAAAUAUAAAAUAAAUUAUAUUUUUUAUUGAAAAAAUCUAUAAACCCCAAAGCAAGCACUCAGUCUUCAAUCAGUGAAACGACAAUUAACUGUCAAAUUUAACAAAAAAAAAACGAAGAAAAAAGCAAAAGACGUGUAGUGUUCGUGAAAUAAUUUGUGUUUAAUACAUUUUAUUUUGUUACGUACCAAUUUUUUUUUAUAUGGCAUUUGUUUGUAGCACAUUUACAAUUUAAUACGUCAGCCACUAGAGUGUGGCAUUUGUUAUUAUUUUUUUGUAAUAAAAAAAACAGAAAGAACGAAAUUUUGUUGUGGAAAAUUUUUCCAAAGAAGUGAAAAUUUUGUAUAGAAGUUUGUGUUGUUAGACAAAACAAAAAUUCCAUAAAAUGAGUGAUAAAUUAGUAAAUAACGGUGGAACCGGUGAGGAAAUCUCAUCUCAGAAAGAAGUUCGUGUUUGGUGUGAUGGAUGUUAUGAUAUGGUGCAUUUUGGCCAUGCAAAUUCCUUAAGACAAGCCAAAGCUCUUGGUGAUAAAGUGAUUGUUGGCAUACACACAGACGAGGAGAUUGCCAAACACAAAGGACCUCCAGUAUUCACCGAAGAGGAGCGUGUGAAAAUGGUUAAAGGCAUUAAGUGGGUAGAUGAAGUAGUGCUGGGCGCUCCAUAUGUUACCACACUGGAAGUAUUAGAUGAACACAAUUGUGAUUUUUGUGUACAUGGUGAUGACAUAACCAUGACAGCUGAGGGAGUUGAUACAUAUCAUUUGGUUAAAAAAGCCAAUAGAUACAAGGAAGUUAAACGCACAGCUGGUGUUUCAACCACAGAUUUAGUGGGUCGUAUGUUAUUGUUAACCAAAAAUCAUUUCCAUCAAGGUUCUGCGGAAUAUGCCAUUGAAAAAGAAGAAAAAUCAUUAAUUGAUAAAGUCUUGAAUAAAACCAUACCCAAAUCCAAAUUAUUAUCAUUAGGUUCAUCAAAUAUGGGUCAAGAUUCAGCCGCCAAAUCUCCCUGGACUGGUUGCAGUCAAUUCCUGCCCACCACUCAAAAAAUCAUACAAUUCAGUGAUGGAAAAUCUCCCAAAGCUGGUGACAAAAUUGUUUAUGUAGCUGGUGCCUUUGAUUUAUUCCAUGUGGGCCAUUUAGAUUUCCUACAAAAGGCCAGAGAAUUGGGUGAUUAUCUUAUUGUUGGCUUGCACACAGAUCCCGUGGUUAAUUCCUACAAAGGCAGCAAUUAUCCCAUUAUGAAUUUACAUGAGCGUGUACUCAGUGUAUUGGCGUGUAAGUAUGUUAACGAAGUUGUUAUUGGUGCCCCCUACUGUGUUACCGAAGAUUUGCUGGAUCAUUUCAAAGUUGACGUAGUGUGUCACGGUCAGACACCGAUUGCUUUCGAAGAUGGCAAACUAGAUCCCUAUGCCGUACCCAAGACACGAGGUAUUUUCAGCCUCAUCGAUUCCGGCAACGAUAUGACAACCGAACGUAUUGUGGAGCGCAUCAUUAACCAUCGUCUCGAAUACGAAAGACGCAACAAAGCCAAAGAAAAGAAGGAGGUGGAAGCCAUUGAGGCCAUGCAACGUGCCAAGCAAACACAAAAGGCCGGCUAAUAUUAAGAAAUGACACAAAUAGGAACCCGCGCGCCACACACAAAUCUCUCUCCUAUUCUAACUAAUAAUCCUCUAAAUAAUAAAUACCACAAAACAAUAACAACAACAACUACAAAUAACCAGAAUUAAUGGAACUAGAUUUUCGAGAACCUAGAUACAAUUUUAAGCCUUGAGUGUUUUUUUUUUCUUUUAGGAAAAAUAAUACAUAUAUAACAAUGGAAAAACUAAACAAAACACUCAAAUUUUUAAAAGAAUUUCAUCGUAAUUUUAAUCUAAUUAUAAUUAUUAGCUUUCUAUUUUUAUUAAUUAUUUUGUUUUAUUAUUAUAAUAAUUAUUUAUUAGUAAUUAAGAGUUUUUCUUUUAGGUUUUAUUUUUUUUAUUUUUUUUUUGUUUGUUUUAAAUUUUUAAUAGUACAAUCUAUAUUUUCAUCAGUUUGUUUUUAAUUUGUCUGUUAUUGAGUAUAUAUUCACAUAUAUUUUGUUAAAAUCCUUAAUUUUGAUUGUCUUUCAAUGCUAUUUCCUGUCUAAAAAUGCUUGUAAUUUACUAAAUAACUAAAUUAAUAAUCGCUUUCAAUUUAUAUAUGAAAAAAUCUCUAGCUAAAUAUAACAAAUUUAUCAAUUAAUUAUUAUAAAUCUUAACCCUUGUCUAACAGCAGUCUAAUGGAAUUAAAACCAAAUUUUAUCAGUUUAUUGUUUUUAUUUUCUUUUUGCUUUUAAGUUUUAUGUUUAUUCCUUUUUGAUUUUAUCCAUAAUUAUUUUUGUCAAACAAAGAAAAAAAAAAAACAUUUAUAUUGUUUUUUAUACUUAUAGAAUGUUUUUUAUUUUAUAAAUUAAUUUAUUAUAUGUGUUUAAUAAACAAUAUUAUUAUGUAUUUAAACAGAAAACUAUGAAUAUAAAA